UUAUUAGAUUGUUAUUUUUGAAUCUUUUUCAGAUAUAGAACAUGUCUUUUGACGAGAAUAAGGAUGUUGGUUUCAAGAAGCCGAUAGACCCGCAUUUUGGAACGAAGGCCUGUCACGUGGGCCAAGAACCUGACCAAUGGGGAUACAUGGAUGCUGUGCCACCCAUAUGCAUGUCGUCAACCUUCAAGCAACUAGAACCGGCUGUUACGAAAUUCGAGUACGGCCGAGGUGGCAACCCCAGCCGUCAAUGCCUUGAACAAUGUCUAGCCAGCCUGGAGGGCGCAAAAUACGGCAUGUGCUUCGCAACGGGACUCGGCGCCCUAACUUGCAUUACUAGCCUCAUCGGUACAGGAGACCAUGUGCUGUGUGUUGAUGACCUCUACGGUGGCACUAACAGGUAUUUCCGUAAUAUUGCGGCGAAAAACGGCAUUGAAUCUACAUUUCUUAACGCUGAUGAUCCUGUAAAGUUUGUAGCAGCUAUGAAACCUAACACCAAGAUUAUCUGGUUAGAAAGCCCUACAAACCCUACCCUGAAAAUCUGGGACAUCGAGAAAAUUAGUGAACUAGCCAAGAAAAAAUCGAAAGACAUCAUUGUUGUAGUCGAUAACACGUUGACUCCCUAUUUCCAGAAACCAUUGGAAUUGGGAGCUGAUAUUGUAAUGUAUUCUGCCACCAAAUAUUUGAACGGACAUUCUGAUGUUAUCAUGGGAGCAGCUACCUUGAACGAUGAUAAAAUCUACGAGCAACUACGCUUCAAUCUAAAUACAAACGGUAUAGUCCCGUCUCCAUUCGACUGCUACCUGGUAAACCGUAGUUUAAAAACGCUCAACAUCCGUAUGGAGCAGCAUAUGAAGAACGGUCUGGCGGUUGGAAGAUUCCUGGAGUCCCAUCCUGAUGUCGAGAAGGUCCUUCAUCCUGGAUUACCUUCCUAUCCAAAACAUGAGCUAGCUCUACGCCAAAUGUCAGGGUAUGGAGGGAUGGUCUCAUUCUAUCAUAAAUAUGGUCUACAAGAGAGCAAAACAUUCCUGAAGAAGCUCAAAGUAUUCACAUUGGCCGAAAGUUUGGGAGGUCAUAAGAGUUUGGCCGAGUUACCGUGCAUUAUGACCCACGCCUCAGUACCUCCAGAUCACAGAGCUCUGAUAGGUAUCACGGAUAAUUUCAUCAGGUUAUCAGUUGGUCUGGAAUCCAGCCCUGAUCUACUCAAUGAUCUGGACCAAGCUCUGAGAUCUAUGCGGAAAUAACUUAAUUAGAAAAUAAAUGUCAUCAGAGAUAUACGAUCUUAUUAUUGAGUUUUACUAA
This is a messenger RNA of Nilaparvata lugens (brown planthopper), 1299 nucleotides long. Its product is annotated as cystathionine gamma-lyase. Gene Ontology annotation, biological process: transsulfuration. Gene Ontology annotation, molecular function: pyridoxal phosphate binding; cystathionine gamma-lyase activity. Gene Ontology annotation, cellular component: cytoplasm. Lineage: Eukaryota; Metazoa; Arthropoda; Insecta; Hemiptera; Delphacidae. The record is from RefSeq and is a predicted model, not a curated record.